AUGAUCGCGUUUUAUAAAAGUCUGUUGACGGCCAUUUGUGCCCUCGCCGGUACUGCCGCGGCUGUCACCCCACUUAUUGUCAGUGGAAAGGAUUUCGUCAAUUCUGAAACCAAUGAGCGUUUCCAGAUCAUCGGUGUUGACUACCAGCCUGGUGGUGAGUCGGGCUUUUCCAGUACUAAGGACCCUCUGAGUCAGAAGGCUGCCUGCUUGCGCGAUGCUGCCCUCAUGCAGCGCCUGGGUAUCAACACUAUCCGUGUCUACAACUUGGAGCCCAGUCUCGAUCACAGCGAGUGUGCCUCUAUCUUCAACGCUGCUGGUAUCUACCUGAUCCUCGAUGUUAACAGCCCCUUCUCAACCGGCUCUCUUAACCGUGUCGAACCUUGGACCACCUAUACCGCUGGAUAUUACAAGCAGGUGUUCGGUGUCAUUGAGGCUUUCAAGAACUUCCCCAAUGUUCUAGGCUUCUUCGCCGGAAACGAGGUUAUCAACGAAGAUGCCACCUGGACUGCGCCCAGGUAUGUCCGCGCUGUCGUUCGUGAUAUGAAGCAGUAUAUCGCCAAGAAUGUCGAUCGUGCAAUUCCUGUUGGAUAUAGUGCCGCGGAUGUUCGUUCCGUCCUGGCAGACACUACCGCCUAUUUCGAGUGCAGUCUUUCAAACUCGACAGAAUCUCAGGCUGACUUCUUUGGUCUGAACUCUUAUUCGUGGUGUGGAGCUGCUUCAUACACCUCCAGCGGCUACAAUGUCCUGACCGAGGACUUCUCCAAUGCCACUCUCCCCGUCUUCUUCUCGGAGUACGGCUGCAACGCUGUCACACCCCGUGAGUUCUCUGAGGUGCAAUCCCUGUACGGCGAGGAUAUGACCCAGGCCUUCUCUGGUGGUCUCGUUUAUGAGUGGACCCAGGAGUCCAACAAUUACGGUCUUGUUGCCAUCAACGACUCAGACACUGUCACCACCCUGAUUGAUUAUACCAACUUGCAGAAGCAGUUUGCUAAGUUGGAUAUGACCCGCAUUGAGUCCAGCAACAGAACCCAGACCAGCGCCAAAGCCCCCGCUUGUGCUGCCGAUAUCAUCACCAGUGGAAAAUUCUACAACGCCUGGGAUCUGCCCGAUGCCCCCUCUAAGGUCUCAGAUUACAUCUCGAGUGGUCUGCCCAGUGCUUCCACUGGCUCCCUUGUAUCCGUCACAGCGACCACCAUCCCCGAGACCGUUUACGACUACACCGGCGCCAAGGUUACUGGUGUCCAGUUCAGCGUUGUGAAAGACGGCACUGCCAAUAGCCCCGCUAGUAUCACUGGUGUUGCUUCUGGCACUAGCACCGCCACCGCUGGCUCUACCGGCACUGGAACUGGAACUGGAACUGGAACUGGAACUGGCACUGAAACUGGCACUGGAACCGGCACUGAAACCACCGGUACUAGUACUGCCUCCACGAGCACGUCGACCCCCAAUGCCGCUAAUGUCAAUGGUGCUUCCCUUGCCUUGGGUGGCUUGAGCGGCGUCUUCAUGCUCCUUGCAUCCUUGCUUUAA
Penicillium taxi is the source of this 1527-nucleotide messenger RNA. RefSeq names its product 1,3-beta-glucanosyltransferase gel2 (gene gel2). Gene Ontology annotation, molecular function: 1,3-beta-glucanosyltransferase activity. Gene Ontology annotation, cellular component: fungal-type cell wall; cytoplasm. The record is from RefSeq and is a predicted model, not a curated record. Gene Ontology annotation, biological process: fungal-type cell wall (1->3)-beta-D-glucan biosynthetic process. Bases 1 to 1527 code for a protein of 508 amino acids. NCBI's taxonomy places the organism in Eukaryota, Fungi, Ascomycota, Eurotiomycetes, Eurotiales, Aspergillaceae. The transcript has 4 exons.